This is a messenger RNA of Chelmon rostratus (copperband butterflyfish), 5847 nucleotides long. RefSeq names its product DIS3 like 3'-5' exoribonuclease 2 (gene dis3l2). Gene Ontology annotation, molecular function: RNA binding; 3'-5'-RNA exonuclease activity. The coding region runs from base 111 to 3272 and encodes 1053 amino acids. Gene Ontology annotation, biological process: miRNA catabolic process. The transcript is spliced from 21 exons. Gene Ontology annotation, cellular component: P-body; exosome (RNase complex). The record is from RefSeq and is a predicted model, not a curated record. NCBI's taxonomy places the organism in Eukaryota, Metazoa, Chordata, Actinopteri, Chaetodontiformes, Chaetodontidae.
GAGGAAGUGAAAGCAUCAGCUGGCUUUGUGUGCUCUGAGCGACAGCUAGCUAGCUAAGUUACAUAAUUUACACGUACUCAAUAAGAGACAGCGUCUUCAAGGAUCGCCACAUGGAUUCUCCUCGGCAAUGCAAGAACAUGAGUCGAGAGCCAAAGCGCAGCCAGAAUCAGUCAAGCACUCCUCCUCAGAAAGACGCCUAUGCCAGGCUUCUCAGCCAGCACAGCAGCAGCAAGUUCAGUCUCUAUCUGGAACAGUAUGCAAAGGAUGUAUCAUUUCAAAGGGAAGGACAUGGACCAAGCACGCUGCUCAAUGCCCAGAGCGACAGACUGAACAUACCACAGCGUAGAAAAGACCAAGUGCCCAAUGAUUUCUCUGACUCAAGUGACUUCUCCCCCUCUUCCAUGAAAUGCAAAGGAGAGGAGAGUUCACUGUCUCUGUACAUGGAGAAACUAAGCACCCGCAGUGCUCAGCAGGACUGUGAAAGGAAGCAGGGUGUGUCUGACAGGCAGCGACGGGGACAGAGAAGGGACACCGCCACCAGCCACGAUGGAGACAUCGAGUCUGGCGAGGAACUCAUCUCUUUAAAACCCAGUGACUCAAAGAAGCAGCAGAAGCAGCAGAAGAAAAAAGACUUAAAAGAGACGGAUUCACUUGUUGGACGUCCCCAGUCCCCGAAGAAAGCCAACAAAAGCGGACAGGAGCGAGAGAAGAUGACAAAGUCGAAGAAGAAAAACCUGUCGAAGCACCCGGAAGAGGAGAAAAGCAGAGAAGAGACAUUCAAACACGAGGCUGACAUUCAGCCAUCAAGACCCAAGUCCCCUCAUGGUAAAGACAAAACUCUGCUGCAGCCCAGAGCUUCAGGUGCCAAUUCCCCUGCUGACAAGAGUAAGAACAAAGGAGGGAGAAGGUCAAAGAAGCAAGUGUUUGAGUUCUACAUGACAUCUGAGGACGUGUGCCAUGGCCUUAAAAGAGGAGAACUCAUUCAGGGACAGUUACGGAUCAACCCAAAGAAAUACCAUGAAGCUUUCAUCCCAUCCCCUGAUGACACACGGGAUAUAUUUCUGGAUGGGAUUGUAGCGCGCAACAGGGCACUGAAUGGAGACAUAGUGGUGGUGCAAAUCCUCCCCAGGGAGCAGUGGAAGGUUGUGAGGUCAGAUACUGACUGUGAGGGCGCCAGUGAGUCAGAGAGCCAGAGAGAACACGCGGUGCAAACAGUGCAGAAGAAGGCAGCGCACACCCCCAAGCCUGAUGUGAUUGUGGAAGACCAGUGUAGCGACCAAGAUGAGCUCAUCAGAACGGUUCAAAAUACCGCCCUCACUGACACAGGGGAACCUCUGGAGGACUCUUCAACCCCACGAUCUAAUGGGGAAAUACUCCAAAAGACUGCUAAAGUGGUGUACAUCGUUGAGAAGAAACAUUCAAGAGCUGCAACAGGCUUCCUGAAAUUCCUGCAAGAUAAGCCUUUUGCCAUGUUCUCCCCUGUGGACCACCGAGUGCCACGGAUUAACGUUCCCCUCGCUGACUGUCCCGAAGACUUUAGUUCCCGCCCGGGCGACUACACCAACACCUUGUUCAUAUGUCGGAUCACCAACUGGGCAGCCGACAGCAACUUUGCAGAAGGUCAACUGGCUAAGACUCUGGGCCAAGCUGGAGAAAUCGAGCCAGAGACAGAGGGCAUCCUGAUAGAGUACGACGUUGAUUUUUCUGAGUUCUCAGAUGAAGUGUUAGACUGCCUACCCAAGAACCUGCCCUGGACCAUCCCACCUGAGGAGAUGAGAAAGAGGAGAGAUCUGAGGAAAGAGUGUAUCUUCACAAUCGACCCUGCUACCGCCAGAGACCUGGACGAUGCUCUGUCCUGUAAACAACUCCCCGAUGGCAACUUUGAGGUGGGAGUCCACAUCGCUGAUGUGAGUUAUUUUGUGGGUGAGGACAAUGCUCUGGAUGCCAUCGCCAGCCAAAGAGCAACUAGUGUGUACAUGGUUCAAAAGGUGAUCCCCAUGCUGCCGAGGCUGCUGUGUGAGGAGCUGUGCAGUCUGAAUCCUCUCACCGACAGACUCACUUUCUCUGUCAUUUGGAAAAUCACGCCGGAGGGGAAGAUCCUGAAUGAGUGGUUCGGCCGCUCAGUCAUCCGCUCCUGCGUGAAGUUGAGUUACGACCAUGCUCAGAGCAUGAUCGAGGCCCCAGAAAAGAUGUUCUCUGCCGAGGAGCUGCCCCCUGUGGACCCUGAGCACCCCAUCGAUGAGAUCCAUCAAGCUGUGCUCAACCUGCACUCCAUUGCCAAGAACCUCCGGGCUCAACGCUUCUCAGGAGGAGCCCUCAGACUAGACCAGUUGAAACUGUCUUUCACCCUGGACAAAGAGACCAUGAUGCCUCAGGGCUGCUACGUUUACCAGUACAGAGACAGUAACAAGUUGGUGGAGGAGUUCAUGCUACUGGCUAACAUUGCCACAGCCCACCACAUCCACCGCAGAUUCCCUGAGCUGGCCCUGCUCAGGCGCCAUCCUCCACCGAAGGCCAAACUGGUGGAUGAGCUACAGGAGCUGUGUGACCAGCUGGGAAUCGAUAUUGAUCUGUCCUCUGCAGGAGCGUUACACAAGAGUCUCAAUACUACUCUUGGUGAUGAUGAGUAUUCCACUGCCAGAAAAGAAGUCCUCACCCACAUGUGCUCCAGACCUAUGCAGAUGGCGGUGUACUUCUGCACAGGUGUUCUCAAGCAGGAGCAGUUUUUCAAGCACUACGCCCUCAACGUUCCUCUCUACACUCACUUCACAUCGCCCAUCAGACGCUACGCUGACAUCAUUGUCCACCGGCUGCUGGCUUCCUCACUGGACUGUGGGCCGAGUUUGGGGCUGUCAACAGAAGAGGUCCAGAAACAGGCAUCACACUGUAACGACAAGAAGACUGUGUCGAAGAGAGUCCAGGAGCUCAGCUCUGAGCUCUUCUUUGCAGUGUUUGUGAAGGACUGUGGCCCUCUGGACUCUGAGGCCAUGGUGAUGGGGGUGCUGGAUCAGUCCUUUGACGUGCUGGUUCUCAGAUACGGAGUGCAGAAACGCAUCUACUGCAAGUUUGUUGCGGGCCUGGACAACUUCCACCAUCGUAAGGUGGGGAAGAAAUCAGAGCUGACUCUGGUCUGGACACCAGAGGACCCCAAGAAACCUCCAUUAGAGCAGGUGAUCUCAAUCUUCACGUUAGUGGAGGUGCAGCUCAAAGCGGACGGCGCACCCAUGAAAUACAGUGCAGUGCUCAAGAGGCCCGAGGAGAGCAACACCUAAACCCUUCAGUGUGCCGCAGAAUACUCAAACACUUGUAUGGAAAUUUGUAAUUGCACAUUUUUUUUUUUUUUUGCUCAAUUGUAGAAAUGACAUGUAGCUCAGAAACAGUGUUACUGUGGUGAUCAGGGAAGUCAACAGUCAGGUCAGAGUCAGAUUUCAGUAGAGAUUCCCACCAGGUUUCAGCUUCAUCUUGAAGGCCCGCUCCAGUGUUUUUUCAUGUUUGCUCACUUCUUACAAACAACCCACAAACAUGCACAAGGCUGCUGCCCACUUUCCAAGGUAUGUUAUUGUGUUUCAUGUUGAAUUAGCUGUGAAAAGGACUUUGCUUCUAUUUUUCAUUCCCAUUAAUUUCUUGAACAUAUAGAAGUCAACAUGUAUCUGUGCCACGUCUAAGUCGUGGUAUAAAGUCUAAAAGGCUAGCUGACCUGAAUUAUCCAGAAAUUAAAAGAUAUAUUGGCCAUCGUGAAAGUAGAACAGCAGUUCUAAUCUGCCAUAAUGUGCUUUGGAAAAUGGUUGACUGUAUGAUAUUUGUGAUGUAUAGUAAGUGGUUGAAAACAUGUAAACACUGAUGUAUCUAUUUAAGCCUUAAUGAAGUCACAGACUUUGCUAUUUUCCUGUCAUCAGUGAGGAUUUCAGAUUGAAUCGUGACUCUGAUCUGACUGUGAAAGAACCAAUACAGCAGCGAGUUUUAUUUUGCUGUUGAUUUAUUAACCUGUGAGAGGACCGCUUUGAUGUGCUGUAACUGUCUAAUGUGUGGAAGAUGAAUUUUAACUAAUUUGAGUUUAAUAUCAGCGGUUCCCUGAUUCUAGACUGAGGGGAGACCUGUGUUUGUGUUUGUGCAGCAAUAGAGAAAACCACACUACUGAAGUUGACUGGCUGCGGUGGCUGUAAUGCAAUUGUAACAGAGUGAGGCUACAUGGAUGAAGCAGUGAAAAUGUAGCAGGAAUAGAGAAGUGAAACAAGUAUAUUAACAGUUGCAUAGGGAUAUAAUAACAGCUACUGCGUGCCACUUUUACAUUGCUGUGUCUACUGUGUUAAUAGUAUUUUAUGCAGGAAGAGUUUCAGACUCGUCUGGGGUGUGAAUGAAGGGGCUGAAGGGCCUCUUCAGUCACAGCCAUGAAGUACAGCUGGCAGGACUUUUCAUUUGGUUUAAAUUCUAAAUGGAUCAAACUUAUUCAUCUAGUAUAACACGAGGUACAUUUACUGCGUUAAAUGUGCCAGUCAGGCCAAAGUUUAAUAAUUUGUCAGCUCAUUUUUAUUGUUUUUAAUACAAGACAUGGGAAUGACUUGAAUGUGAAUUGCUGCUGAAAACGGUUGGUGGCCUUGAGUUCUUAAUGUGUUUUAUGUUGGUCCAUGUGCUUUGGAGUGCUUCCAACUGUUGUUUUUUAUGCUCAGCCUUGAUUUGUUUAGCACAGAUACAGUACUUUAUGAACCUCAUUAAUAUCAACUGUGAAUUUCGGCCUUAAUUGAGUCAAGUGCAGAUAUGACUACAUUACAGUGCAGCUGCACAUUUUAACAAAGCUUGUGGGCCUUCAGUUUUGCUUUAACUGAGUCAAUGUGCAUCUCUUUAGUUGCCACUCAGUCAGAUUUUUCUUGAACAGUGCCAUGUAAUGUCAUACAAAUUAGCUGCCAUGUCUGCAGUUUUAUUUUUAUUUUUGCAUAUCAAAUCUCUGUUGUUUGACAGGCCUCUAGCUGAUGUUUUUAAGUUAUGUUUCUUUACACAACCUGACAUUUUCUGACAUGACCUUUAAAUGUAUUUUAAACCAGCAAGCUCACUGAUAGUGAGGAUGUGUUUCUGUGACUGGGGUUGAAAAAAAAAUGUUUCUCACAUUUGAAAACCUGAGAAUGCAAACUCUAAAAGCUCCUGUACAGUUUGUGUGCGUCUAAGUUCUAUUGCAACAUGUAACUUUGAUUUUGGUCAGUACUGAAAGUGCAUUUGUACUCUGCUAAACCACCAUAUAGAGUGAUAGAUGGUGGUCUUUGUCUGUAGGGAAAUAAAUACGUACAUGAAGUCCACUGGGGAAGAAACUGACUCAAACUGUGUAAAGUACAUUUUAGGUGGUGGGGAGGAGGGGAACACAAAUUCUACUCAAACACAACUUGGUGGCUAAACCCUGCAGUGUGACACUGAUGACCCCUAAUUAAUUACACUGUGACACCGCCCUCGCCUGUUUAGUUCAUGCUGCCAAUAAACACAUCAUCUGUCUUCUUUAUAGUGUUUGUAAUGAAUCGCCAUAAAACUACUGCAUCUGCAAGGAUGGUUAGUUCCACAGUCAUGCCACAGCUGAAUACGGCACCUUCAUAAUCUACAGGUAAAUUCCACACCCAAUGAGACAGCACUAGCUGAAACUUUAAACCUCUGACAAAACUUUUUUUCCUCAGCUCUGACUUGAGGUUUGUGGAGACUAAUAUAGUAUUACUGCUAAUGUACCUGUUGAGCUUGUUUCUGCUGCCACCAAGGGGCAAAAAAAAACCCGGUUAUUUCAGGUUUUAAAAGUUUUGGUGUGAAUAGUUAUUUUUGUUUGUAUUUUCAUUCAGUCUGUUUAGUGGUACUUUAUUUUUCAGACAUUAAUAA